This is a messenger RNA of Helobdella robusta, 1707 nucleotides long. RefSeq lists its product as hypothetical. The transcript has 2 exons. The record is from RefSeq and is a predicted model, not a curated record. The coding region runs from base 1 to 1707 and encodes 568 amino acids. Gene Ontology annotation, molecular function: nucleic acid binding; zinc ion binding. NCBI's taxonomy places the organism in Eukaryota, Metazoa, Annelida, Clitellata, Rhynchobdellida, Glossiphoniidae.
AUGCAACAGACUCGAUUUUUCGCGGAGUCGUUAAAACAUCUGAUAGGAACUUGUCCGUUAGAGCCAAGAGAUAUUCCUGCAUUCUUUGAACACGUAGAAAAAAUUUUUCGAAACUAUCACGUAGACGGAGAAAUUCAAGCCAAUUUGUUGAUAAUGAGUUUGAACGAAAAGGCCAAAACAUGGUUGCAUACUAUUUCCGCCGACGGUCUGAAGGAUUAUAGCGAAAUUAAAAGACUCAUUCUGCAGGAGUUCAGGUUAAACCCGACAAAAUUGAGAGAUGAAUUCUUCGCCUUGAGAAGACAAAAAAGCGAAUCGUACACGAGUUUCGGAGCGAUAUUAUACGGCACGCUGAACCACUAUUUUCAAAGCCGUAACAUUACGGGAUUAGAAGAUGCAAUGAAAUUGAUAUGUGCAGAUAGAAUGAAAGAGUUGCUAUCAAGACAUACUCUGGAAUUUAUUUUGUCACAUGAGCAAGCAGCUUCCUGGAUGAGUCCUGACGUGUUGGCACAAACGAUCGACAAAUAUGAAGCUGCCAUGAACAUGAAAGUUUCGAGCGACAAUACAUAUAUGCCGGAGAGUAUCAAUCAGAUACAAUCAUUUCGAAAAAAUGAGCACCAGAUGUAUAGAAGUAGCAACAACAAAUCAGCUUCACCCAAACAGACCUGUUUUUCUUGCGGGAAGAUUGGUCAUAUUGCAAAGCACUGUACAUGGAAAAAUAGAAAUACACCUACGGCCACUAGAAACGUCAUGCGCUGUGAGACGGACAAAAAAACGCAGACACCAGUUGAAAUCGAAUCACCAAUAAGAACAAAGGAAGUUGUCAUUGAAGCAAACAAAUUUUAUGAUCGCAAGUACAUCGAAGUAAAUAUUAACGAUGAGAUUGAUCAAAAGGCGUUAAUUGAUAGUGGAUCAGAAAUAUGCUGCACCAGUGAAGAGAUCAGCUGCCAGUUAAAAUUACAGCCGGUAGACACUAUAGCAAUAAAGGGAAUUGGACAACAUUUCGACCAUACGAAAGGUGUAUGGAAUCAGAUCAAACCUACUUGUAAGGAUAAGACACAAACAAAUAUUGCGCCAGUAGUGAAGAUAUAUUGCGCAAUUGUUCCCAAACUAUGUGAAGGGCUAUUAUUAACUCCAAGUGUCGUUGACUUAAUCGAGGAGAUGAAAUAUUAUGACGUCCCGAUGCCGCAAACAAACCUGUCAGAAAUUGAUGAAUCAAUGAAGUUGCAAAAGAUGCAGGAUUCGGCAAGUAAGAGAAACGAAUUAACCUGCGAUAACCCGGUGGUUGACAAAACCGAACAAGUAAAUCCAGUGACCGUCGAAGUCAAACUAGUUGAAAGGGAAAUAGAAAAGUCGGUAAAUGAAGCAAAAGUGAAAAGACAAGAUCCGGCGUCCGACGUAGAAGAAUCAACCGACGAAGACCAGGAAGUUGACAAACCCGAUUUAGAAGAGACGGUAAGUAAGGAUAGCGCGGUUGCUGAAAAAUCAACACUCCUUGAAGAACAACUAGCGUGUGAAUCAUUAAAAAGGUGUUGGGAAUACGCUAAAACCGGAAAACACAACUUCUUCAUAGAAGAGGAUCGAACAGGAAGGAGGCAAAUGGCAAAAAGGUACAACCUGUCAGACAGAAAGAUGGAAUUUCUGCGGUUGGUGCUUGGCGAGCUGUUGGGCGAACUACAUCCUCCUCGUCUUCCUAACCAUGAUGAGUGA